Messenger RNA from Guillardia theta CCMP2712, 1413 nucleotides. RefSeq lists its product as hypothetical. Gene Ontology annotation, molecular function: zinc ion transmembrane transporter activity. The transcript is spliced from 8 exons. Bases 48 to 995 code for a protein of 315 amino acids. The record is from RefSeq and is a predicted model, not a curated record. Lineage: Eukaryota; Cryptophyceae; Pyrenomonadales; Geminigeraceae. Gene Ontology annotation, biological process: zinc ion transmembrane transport. Gene Ontology annotation, cellular component: membrane.
CAAGAAGGGAGGAGCGGGAAGGUGAGGAGAGGGAAGGUAAAGCAGAGAUGAGGGAGCGACGGCAAAGGUUGGAAGGUCAUCACAGAAAUACAACACAUGAUACCUUGCGGUCAAAAGAAGACUGUGCAUCAUCGAAAUUCCUACUGCUGUUUCUCUUACUUGCUGCUGUGACUGCGCUAUCCAAGCCUGAGAGUUUAACCUCCAAGGCUCCAACUCCCCUUCAUGUGUGGUACUAUGGUUGGCUUGCGGCAAUCUGCACAGGGGUGGGAGCGCUUCCUCUUCUGGUCUUCAGCAAGCCCUCAGGUUUCACCCUAGGUCUCUCCAAUGCGGUUGCCGCAGGCAUGAUGCUGUCCGCGAGCUACAGUCUUGCCUAUGAGGGUCUAGAACUAGACGAUGAUGGACUUAUCUUGCUCGACGUCAAGAUUUCACACGCAUUUCGAGUCAGUGCAGGCGUGAUGCUUGGAAUCGCUUUUGUUCUUGUCACGAAGCAGAUGGUAGAGACUUGGGAUCAGUUUCACUUCGGCGACAUCACCGGCUUGCAAGCUUCAAAGAUUAUUCUGAUCGUAGCGGUCAUGACCCUGCAUUCCUUCGCCGAGGGGCUCGGUAUUGGAGUAGCCUUCUGCGGGAAAGGAGGAGCACAUCUUGGAGCGUUCAUCUCAAUGAGUCUGGCAGUGCACAACGUCCCUGAGGGCCUGGCGGUUGCGCUCGUGCUGGCUCCUCGAGGAGUCCCGAGGUUUCAAACCUUAGUCCUCGCCAUCCUCUCCAGCCUCCCACAGCCCGUGAUAGCGGUCCCUGUGUUUCUGUUCGUCGAGAACUUCAUCGCAUGGGAGCCUGUUGGUCUCGGUUUCGCCGCCGGAGCCAUGCUGUGGGUGGCAGUCUUCGAGCUCAUUCUAGAUGCCUUGAAAGAGAUUCCAAUCGAAACGUGCUCUGUGUCGAUAUCUUGCUCGUUCGUCGCUAUGAUGGCAAUCUCCAGCUGGAUAAACGUAUCCACCUGAGCCGCCUUUAAUCCCCUUGAGAUUUCGUUUCCUGCUCAAAGCUUGAUCCUCCGCCCUUCUCGCCGUCAUGAGCUCUGCUCGAGAUUAUUCAGAUCUCCCAGUAGCUCGUCCUCGCUAAGUGCUUCAUCGUCUUCGCAUGACUGGGCAUCCGAUGUGGCAGACACUUCUGUGAGGCAGGAGGAGGCAGCUUCUUUCCAGGACAUGCUCCUCAGCCCAGCCUCCGCCAUGGCGCGGAAGGCACUGAAGCGUUCGGGCUCGGGUCGAGAGAACUUGAUCAGCUCUCCGGUCUCAGGAUGUUUGACCUCGAGGCCGAUGGCGGCCAAGCAGAGCCCGUGGCCUGUGUAGGACCUCCCGUACUUCUUGUCGCCAACGAUGCUCACUCUCAGCCCAUCCGCGCAAUGAAUGCGAAUUUGAUGGG